Molecule: messenger RNA, 1392 nt
Organism: Colletotrichum lupini
Lineage: Eukaryota; Fungi; Ascomycota; Sordariomycetes; Glomerellales; Glomerellaceae
Exons: 11
Coding region: 1-1392 (463 amino acids)
Source: RefSeq, a predicted model, not a curated record
AUGAAGCCAGGUACGGAUACCUACCUAGGCAACAGAGUGAAUUUGGCUCAGGUUCAUCAUCCAUGGGCGGCUGUUCGAAAUUUGACAGUACGUGCCGCUUGCUUACGGAUACUUUCCCCAGCCAUGGAAGUUCCGUCUUCGCUGUCCGGGAACUACCUUAUGUGCCUGCUGCGGUGCAUCUUGGUCAUUUUUGCCCGCAAACCUUCCUCCAUAAUUUGUGCCUGGCCCACUUUGACUUCACGGAAUUACGGUCUCCAAUUUGACUCCAACUAUCCGUACGGAGUAUGGAGACAGAGUGACAAAGAUGCGUGCCUACCUUACUGCCUCGCCCUGGCCUGUGCCCCUGGAUCCUUCUCUGGGUCCCUUCUUUCCGUCCUUGAGCCUCGUGUCUGGCCGCAUGCCAUGCCGGUUCUCGCCCUGGCUCGAGAGCAGGCGCUGCCCUUGAUUGAUCCCGUCGUUGUGGUCCUGAUCCUCUCAAACUCCCGUCCCUCGGCAGCAGCGAUGCUAUAUCUGUUGCGGAGCGGAUGGGAUAGGAUUGAACUCCUUCUCAUAUUCCCGGGGGUUGGGGCUCCCUCCUUGUUACCGCACCUUCGUAACCUUCCUUCUUCUUCUUUCAUCUUUUCUGAGGUACCUAACUUUGCUACGGAGGAAGGUACGCAGUACUGCCACUACUGCCAUGAACCGCUCCUCGCCGGCUUGGCGUUUCUUACCUCAAACACCAUGCCCAUGCCUGUGGAAUUGGACCUUCGGCAUCCUACAGCUCCCGCAACGCAUACCACGCCCAGCGGAUGGCUGCGUACCGGUAUACUUUGGUCCACAACGCAGUUGCCAGCUAAACAACCGGUACACAGUACUCUUCCGCCAAGCAGGCUGAGUGAUGCCGCCCAACCAUCUUCCAUUCAUCGACCAACUAACUGCCUUUGUUUCGCAAUCCCACGUUCCAAUCUGCCGCCAAUUUGCCCGGUCGAGAGUCGGACUAUCUUGCCAACACACUUUUUGCCCGCACCCGCUUGCCGAAACCAAGAAACAGUCCAUGCUCGCCUCCCUCAUCUAGAUAGACACGAUCAUGGAUGGAACCUGCUCCUGAAGCCCCCGCGAUGUCCGCGAUGGGGAUCUAUCGACAGACCCGUCUACGGAUACGCAACUUUUUUUUCUUCCUCUCUCAUGACCGAUGACACCCACGUUUACGACUCAAGCCUAUGCUUGCAUGACCUGCACGCCGCCUGCGUCUCCGGAAAGCAUCAAAAAAACCAUCAACUAAUACCCACUCGCCAUUCACUGCAACAACACGGCCCAUGGCUUUCGGGCUGCCACCACUCUAUUCCUGUCCAGGACAUGCGCAUCCACCGCCUCCGGUUAAUUCAUAGUCCUCGUCACGCUCAGCUUGCAUAA